This is a messenger RNA of Gigantopelta aegis, 1975 nucleotides long. Its product is annotated as EGF-containing fibulin-like extracellular matrix protein 1. Gene Ontology annotation, molecular function: calcium ion binding. The transcript has 10 exons. The coding region runs from base 74 to 1699 and encodes 541 amino acids. The record is from RefSeq and is a predicted model, not a curated record. Lineage: Eukaryota; Metazoa; Mollusca; Gastropoda; Neomphalida; Peltospiridae.
UUGUUCGUUUGUUUAUAUAUUUAUUUUUGUUUUGUUUACAGAAACAUCGCAGACGUCCACUGUUGUUACCAGAAUGAAGGACGGGCACGUUUUCUUCUUGGCGGUUUUCACUAUACUCGUGGCCAAACAAGUUCUGAGUCGCGGUGAACUUCUGACAAUAGGCCCGGGAUUGACCGGCCGGGAACUAACGCUGCUUGACGCUAGACGAACGUACUUGGAACAGUCCUCCCCUCUUCCAAAUGGUCAGCUGAUCACCUUUCGGGCAUUCGUGAAAUAUCCGAAUAGCUCCGAAGGCGACGGUGCCCAGUUUGGUGUGUGGAGCCGAGUGGGCGUGUUGACAUACAGGACGGAAUAUAUUUUUAAUGUGACAUUUAAACCGAAGACAGGUAUACAAGAGUUCAAAGUUCCCGAUACCGUGUAUGUAAAGAACGGCAGUCUGUUCGGUGUGACGUUCUUCCACGACGCCGGAUACAUAGCCCACGUCGUCGACGUGGAUCACGGCCGACUGAUGCUCACAGACCACUACACCGUGCUGCCGGCCGUCAACAGCACCAUCCAGAUAGUGUACGCCAACUACUUCCACUCCAUGUCGCUACAAGUGGAUAUUUACACAGAAAAAAGUCAGGCUGGAUCAAAAUGUCUUAAAUGCCCCGCGGGUAUGACUGGCGCAACUGGAGCAGAAGGACCAACAGGGGCCACAGGACCCAGAGGGCCCGCUGGAACUAGAGGAGUAACUGGACCGCAAGGGCCCGUUGGACCUAGAGGGGCCACUGGUCCCAAGGGGAUCCCUGGAGCCAGAGGAGCUACUGGUCCUGUUGCACCACCAGACCCCAAUCAGUGUCUGACAAAUAAUGGCGGAUGUAGCACAUAUUGCGUUGACACUGAACACGGCUACCAUUGCGAGUGUCAUUUGGGAUUCAAACUGGAGACCGACAACCGAACAUGUACAAAUAUCGACGAAUGUCAGGAGAAUAAUGGAGGUUGCCUUCAAAACUGUGAAGACACCGACGGCAGCUAUACGUGUUCCUGCAGGGAUGGCUAUACCCUGAGCAAGAACAACAGAGAUUGUGAUGAUGUCGACGAAUGCCAGAAGCCCAUGCCUUGUACGAAUGGACUUGUUCCACUGUGUGUAAACACAGUGGGCAGCUACCUGUGCAUCAACAUCGAGCCGAGUCCAUUUUAUGACGAGGCAUCGUUCAGUACCAACGAAUGCCUGGAGAAUAAUGGCGGCUGUAGUCAUAACUGUAUAGAUACCGAAGACGGUUACAACUGUUCCUGCAGGGACGGAUAUGUUCUCAGCAACAACAACAGAGACUGUGAAGAUAUUGACGAAUGUCAGGGUGCCACGCCGUGUUAUGCUUCAAUUAUGGAUCAAUGUAUCAACACAAUGGGAAGCUACGUGUGCGUACCGGGAAAUGUACUGGAUGAUGCAGCAGUGGUGAAUCUUGACACCCCAUCAUCGCCAUCAUCUCAAGUCCAGGAGUUCUACAGAGUGCAGAAGGGAGAGAAGGGUUUCACACCAGUGAUGGCGACGAUCACGUGGUUGUCCGUGAUCACCGUCCUCGUCAUCGGGAUGUGCAUCGUCAACGUCCGCUACUGGAGAAGACGCGGUGCGCAGACCAGUGCGCAGAAGGACGCUAGAAACCGCUUUAAAUCUAGAUCGACCACAGAGAGUCAAUCAGAUUUGCUGAACGUCUAAUACCAGUGACUUCCGGUUUUUUGUAUUUGAGUCUGUCUGCCAUAUAACCGUAAAUAAAAUGUGUUGAGUGCGUCGUUAAAUAAAACAUUUCCUUCCUUCCUUCCUUGAGUCUGUCUACCCACUGAUCUGUUUUUCUGUCUGUUUGUCUUUCUAUCUGUCUGUCUGCCUGUCUUUCUGUAUAUCUGACCGUGUUUCUGUGUAUAAGUUUGUAUGUUAUCAUGUCUGUUUCAUCAUCAUCGAUUUCAAAACGAGCCUGGCUUCCAGACAUGAUUGUAA